CAUAUAAAAGGUAAACAAACGAUUGGAAUGUGGAGUGUAGUAUUAUCCACAUUCUCUAUACAGAGAUUUUUUAUUAUAAUAUUGUUAUAUUAUAUAGUUAUUUUUCUAUCAGCAAAUUCCGUUCCAACAAAACCCGAUAUCUGAAGAUAAACAUGGGGAAAAGACGAUUUAACGAAAAAGGCCGAAAGCAAUUUGAAACAAUCAUCGAUAACAGUGCUACUAAACAGAUAAAAUUAGAUUUCCAAAGUGAGGACUAUGUCGGAACAGAUGAAGCAAAUUUACUGGUGCUACCCUCCAGAAAACGACCAACUAAAAUUAAACGAGAUAAAGCGGCUGUUUCAAAAAUUCUGUCUAAAAAACAAAGAAAACGUCUGGAAAAAAUUGUCGAUCAAAAAAAGAAAAAGGAAAAUCGUUUGUCAUUGAUCACUGCCUUGGCUGAAGUACAAGUAUCGAACGAAGAAUUAAAAAACUACACCAAGCUAAGCUCGGUGCAAACCAAAGGUUUGAAGCAACAUUUUAAGGAGCAAAAGUUUGGCUCUAUCAUAAAAACGGCAACCAUCAUCCCUGGCCGCAGCUGUGAGCAAAAAAAUAAGAACCUGGUUCAAACUAGAAAAAAGCGUCUGGCUCUAUCUAGAAAACGAAAAUGUCUGGAAGAUGCUGAACACGUCGGAAAUUUUUUUAACAUUGUUGAAGAAAAUUCGUCUUCAGACAAGGAAAUACAUGGGGAAAAUGAAGAUAAUGCCAGAGGAGGUACAGAUAAAAAUAUCCCCCCUGAUCAACAAAAUAUGCCACUACCCAAGCACACAGAAUUUGUGGGAAAAUCUUUGAAACCUGAAGCAGAAAAUAAAGCAAAUGUGAAGGUAGCACGCUUGGAAAGACAACCAGUUACGUAUGUUCAUCUAGAUCGUGAUCCGGAAAUUCAGGCCGCUCGAUUAAAGCUUCCUAUACUUGCCGAAGAGCAAGUAAUCAUGGAAACAAUCAGUGAAAACUCUGUCACUAUUCUAGCUGGAGAAACUGGAAGUGGUAAAACAACACAGAUUCCACAAUUCUUAUAUGAAGCUGGAUAUGCACUGCCAGCGCAUGGCAUGAUCGUUAUAACUGAGCCACGGCGUGUUGCUGCAAUUUCAAUGUCGAAACGAGUCUCCACAGAAAUGAAUGUUUCAACUAGUAUCGUUUCGUAUUUAAUUCGUUUUGAAGGUAACGUUACGGAUCAUACUAGAAUAAAAUUCGUUACAGAUGGUGUAUUGUUGAAAGAAAUUGAAAACGAUUUUAUGCUUACGGCAUACUCUGUUGUUAUUUUGGAUGAAGCACACGAACGUAGUAUAUACACUGAUAUACUUGUUGGCCUGUUAUCGAGGAUUGUUGUUUUACGAAAUAAGAAAGGAAUUCCUUUAAAACUGAUUAUAAUGUCAGCCACACUAAGGGUAAAAGAUUUUACGGAAAAUCAGAUGCUCUUCAGUAAGAUUCCACCGAUUAUUAAUGUAGAAUCGCGACAAUUUCCAGUGACUGUACAUUUCAGUAAAACAACUUCUUCAGAUUAUGUCCGCGAAGCAUUGUUAAAAACAGUAAAAAUACAUACCAAGUUACCGGAAGGUGGUAUACUGGUUUUUUUAACGGGCCAGAAGGAAGUCUCUUAUAUGGUAAAAAAACUUCGAAAAGCCUUUCCAUACAAAGAGAAUCGUUCGAUUAAGUGUGCUAUACCGAAUUCGAUAGCAAGUAUCUCCGAAGAUGAAGACGAGCAGUUGAAAACUUUUGUUAAUUCUAACAAAGCACCAAAGCGAGAUAAAAAGCAAAAACUUAAACAAAAAAACAAGAAGUCAGGGAUUGAAUUACCUCAAAUUAACUUGGAUAACUACCAAAUGCCAUGGGACGAAUCAGAGCCAGAUGAAAGAGAUAACCAAGACGAUGGUAAUUUAUCAGCAGAUGAGACCAAUGAUACCGAGUCGGAUUGUGAUGAUUUGUUGCGUAUUGCUGAACAAACCGCCAGUCAGCCACUUUGGGUGCUACCUUUGUAUUCUAUCCUGUCCUCUGGAAAACAACAACGAGUGUUUGAAACUCCUCCUGAUGGGACUAGACUCUGCGUAGUAGCUACUAAUGUUGCAGAAACAUCGCUCACAAUCCCUGGCAUUAAGUAUGUGGUCGAUUGUGGGCGCAAAAAAACAAAAUUAUAUGAUAAAGUAACUGGUGUGACUGCUUUUGUAGUAACCUUCAUUAGCAAAGCAUCGGCUAAUCAGCGAGCUGGGAGAGCCGGAAGAGUUACUGCUGGUCACUGUUAUCGCCUUUAUUCAAGUGCAGUGUAUAAUGAUGAAUUUGUGGAUUAUGCUACUCCGGAAAUUCAGCUGAAACCGGUCGACGAUCUGGUGCUACAGAUGAAAUGUAUGGGCAUUGAUAAAGUUGUUAAUUUUCCGUUUCCUUCGCCUCCGGAUCGCACACAGCUACAGAUAGCUGAGAAAAAACUCCUGCUCAUGGGCGCGCUUCAGGAAUGCAUCAUAAACACAAACAAUAAAUCCCAAUCACUGACUCGCGUAACUGAUUUAGGUCGUACAAUUUCUGCAUUUCCCGUUGCUCCACGGUUUGGGAAAAUGUUGGCUUUAAGUCAUCAGCAUGGUUUACUGCCAUACACCAUUUGUAUGGUAGCUGCUCUUUCGGUUCAGGAAGUUCUUCAAGAAGUAUCCCUUUCCGAAGAAUCCAGCAGUUGCAAGAAGUGGCGUAGCAAACGAAAAGCUUGGGCGGGAACUAACAACUCCCUCCUGCUCGGUGAUCCUAUGAUUCUACUUCGAGCGGUGGGAGCUGCUGAAUUUGCCAACAGCAAAAAUCGACUUCCCGAAUUCUGCGAAGAUAAUGGCAUACGUCUAAAGGCAAUCAAAGAGAUUCGUAAGUUACGUGUUCAGCUUACCAACGAAAGUAACGCAAAUUUCACGGAUCUCAACCUUAUGGUGGAUCCAAUGUUAUUACCACCGAAUGAUACACAAGCCAAUCUUCUGCGACAGUUGAUGCUAGUUGGAAUGGCCGAUCGAGUUGCUCGAAAAAUUCCGGAUACCGAAAUAAAAUUGAAAGCGGACCGUAUCAAGUACAAACAGGCGUAUAAUUUACCAGACAUGGAUGAACCUGUUUUUAUACACUCCAGUUCGGUUUUGCAUAAGCAAAAUGCCGAGUGGAUUUGCUAUCAAGAAGCAUAUGGAACCGUGGAAGGAGGAAAAAGUAAAAUGUUUCUCCGGGGUAUUACAGCUGUUCAACCAGAAUGGCUGCUGCAGUUAGCGCCGAAAUAUUGUAACAUUAUCAAAGUGCUGGAUGAACCAGAACCGACGUAUAAUUCAGCAAAAGAUAUCAUUUUAUGUUCAGUACAAGCAACUAUAGGGAAAUCUGGUUGGGUGUUGCCGAUCACGGAGAUAGAAAUGCCGAAGGAUAUGAUACGAUGCCAAUACUUUUCGAAAUUUUUCAUUUCUGGGUGCGUGUUUCCCAAACUGAAGCGAUUCAGGAAAAGUCUACUUUCGUCACCAGAAGCGCUAGUAAAAUCAUAUUCAUCAACAAUUCCACGGAUCAAUACAUUUGUAAAAACUAUGCUUCAGAAUGACAUUUACGAUAGAACUCGUUUGAUUCGGCUUUGGGAGGUUGAUCACAAUUUUCUACUUCAUGAGUAUCAACAAUUUCUUCCUGCAUCAUGUCAUGAAGACGUACGAAAUAUUUGGCCGCCAAUCAACUAAAAAAUCAAUUGGUAUUGUGGUUUAGUUUUUUAUUGUAAUAUAUGUUCUAAGCAUA
Messenger RNA from Topomyia yanbarensis, 3759 nucleotides. It is a transcript of the gene kz, whose product is annotated as probable ATP-dependent RNA helicase kurz. Lineage: Eukaryota; Metazoa; Arthropoda; Insecta; Diptera; Culicidae. The coding region runs from base 153 to 3704 and encodes 1183 amino acids. Gene Ontology annotation, cellular component: nucleolus; intracellular anatomical structure. Gene Ontology annotation, molecular function: RNA binding; ATP binding. The transcript is spliced from 4 exons. Gene Ontology annotation, biological process: maturation of SSU-rRNA from tricistronic rRNA transcript (SSU-rRNA, 5.8S rRNA, LSU-rRNA). The record is from RefSeq and is a predicted model, not a curated record.